AUGUCUGUCGAUAUAGAGUACUGUGAUAAAUGCGUUACCAAAGAGGAGAUAUUGAAGAAGAGCGAAGAGCUGAAAUUGUGGUACGACAACCAAGCCAACGAAAAAUGGACUCCAAUGAGUUAUAACAACCCAGAAAUCACUUUGACUGAACUUCCGCAAGUCGACUAUAAGAACUUUAUAAUGAGCAGAUGCACUUUCAAAGCUGAUGCCGCUAAAGUUUUUGAGUUUUUAAAGACAAGCACUUUUGAGCAACAGAAGGUAUAUGACACCGAUCUUCUUGCUUUUGAGAAGUCCGAAGUCUUCCCAGAAGAUGGUUGUGAAGUGAGUCGUGUUUGUUACAAAGCUCCAUGGCCCGUCACUUCUCGUGAAUUUGUUUCCGUUCAAAACUAUUUUGAGAAAGAUGGGGCGUAUUACUUCCUUCAAGAGUCCAUCAACUAUCCAACCAAGUGGAAUGAAGCCAACAAGAAUUUUGUGAGGGGAUAUAAAAAGAGUGGGUUGAAGAUGUUACCCAAAGGUGACCAUGUAGAUGUUUGGAGGAUUGUAGUUUUAGAUCCACGUGGAAGUAUUCCUGGGUGGGUUGUUUCGGUGGCCAAAAAAGAUGAUGCGGGCAGACUUUUUGCGAUGAAAACUUAUUUUGAAAAGACAUUCCCCCAGUAA
Entamoeba invadens IP1 is the source of this 657-nucleotide messenger RNA. RefSeq lists its product as hypothetical. NCBI's taxonomy places the organism in Eukaryota, Evosea, Mastigamoebida, Endamoebidae. The record is from RefSeq and is a predicted model, not a curated record. The transcript has a single exon. The coding region runs from base 1 to 657 and encodes 218 amino acids.